GUGAAGAACAACCAGAAGAAAGAACGACGUCGUUGAACAUUGACUCGCGUCCCUGCCGCCUCAGAGCCCAAAGCAAACGGAAACUUGACCCUUUUUUCCUUAAUUGGCGGUGAACUGAAAAAUGGACCAGACUUUUGGUUGGUCGAAAGAAAAGAAGAGGUUGUAUGGUUAUUUCCUUUUGAAGAAUUAAUAUUCAAUUAAUGGCGUGUUUGCUGGUUCAGACUGAAAGUGAAUAUCUAUAUAUAUAAUACUCCAUAUACAUCAGUCCAUCUCCAUCUGUGGUAAAUAUAGCAUGAUCACCAAUACCCCCUGUUUUGUGGUGUCUGUAACUUCUGAAUUAUUUUAACUGAAACUGAAGCUAAUUUCUCCAUCGUAAGUCAAAAACAGCAGCCAUCACACCACCCGCAAGCUACCUUCCUCCCUGCCAACAUUUUUGUCAAACUCUUCACCCCCCACAAAAUGCAGCCAUACCCAACGUAUAUAAUUCCAGGUCCAACAUCGCACAUAUGGUUCUGAUCUAUCUCUCUAUCUCGCUCUCAUUUUGUUUCUCUCUAGCGCCACAAAACUCCCUCCAGUAAGUCGCACCGUACCACUGCCAUCCCACUAUGUACGUUGCAAGCUCUCCCCAACUCGCCUCCAUUGAACCCCUGCAGUAUCAUUAACUAGGUGAACAUCAGACAGGAACCCAUGACAGAAACCAUUGUGACCCUUGUCAUCAACAAGCUGGUUCAGUUAACCGUUCAAGAAUCAAAAUUGCUACGGGGUGUCCACCAACAAGUUGUGGACAUUCGAGAUGAACUGGAGAGCAUCCAAUGUUUUCUCAAAGAUACAGAUAAAGGAGGAGACCUCCAAGAUGAUUUCAAAAUAUGGGUGAAACAAGUGAGAGAAGUAGCAUAUCAUAUAGAAGAUGUAAUAGAUGAAUACGUCCUUCACGUUGCACAACGUCUGCAUCAGCAAAGUUUUAUUGCUUCUCUCCAUAAAAUUGGCCGUUUAUUGAAAAAAAUAAAACAACAUCAUGACAUAGCUACCAAGAUUCAAGAUAUCAAAAUAUCAGUCCGUGAAAUCAAGGAACGAAGUGAAAGAUAUGGUUUUAGUUCCUCAGAUCAAGGAUCAAGUAGCAGAGCAACAAAAGUUACAUGGCAUGACCCUCGAGUGGGUUCACUUUUCAUUGAGGACGAUGAAGUUGUGGGUAUUGAGUCUACGAGGGAUGAACUCGUAAGCUGGUUGGUGGGGGGAGUAUCUAAACGCUCAGUGAUUUCAGUGGUAGGCAUGGGCGGAAUUGGUAAGACAACUCUUACUAAGAAAGUAUAUGAGAAUGAAUCAGUGAAGGGACAUUUUGAUUGCCGUGUUUGGAUCACUGUGUCUCAGUCAUACAAUGUGUCGAAGAUACUCACGUCCAUGACAAAGCAAAUUUACCAGGCAAAAGAAACUACUCCGGGGCAAAUAGACAAGAUAGACGAGAUCACACUAAUUAGCCAACUAAGGAAAUGUUUACAGCAAAAGAGGUAUGUUGUGGUUUUUGAUGAUGUCUGGAAGACAGAGUUUUGGGAAAUUGUGAAACAUGCUUUACCAUGCAAUGACAGAGGCAGUAGGAUUAUCAUCACAACACGCAGUGAACUCAUUGGUGUUUCUUGUAAAGAAUCUUUAUAUGAUCAAGUGCACAAGCUACAACCUCUAUCUCAAGACAAGGCUUGGGAAUUGUUUUGCAGAAAGGCAUUCCAGACCGAGUUCCCAAGGUGUUGUCCAAGACAGUUGGUGAGAAUGUCGAUGGACAUUGUGAAAAAAUGUGAAGGCCUACCCCUUGCAAUUGUUUCCAUAGGUGGUCUUCUGUCAACAAAGGAGAAGGUGUCGUUAGAAUGGCAAAAAUUGCUCGAUAGCCUCAGUUCUGAGAUAGAAUGUAAUCCCCGGCUUACCAAUAUCACUAACAUUCUCUCUCUCAGUUAUCAUGAUCUUCCGUGCUACCUAAAGUCAUGCUACUUGUACUUUAGCAUUUUUCCGGAGGACUACUCAAUCAGUGGUUCAAGAUUACUUUGGCUAUGGGUAGCUGAGGGCUUUAUAAAAGGAAAGAAAGGAAAAACAUUGGAAGACGUGGCAGAAGAAUACUUAAUGGAGCUCAUCAACAGAAACUUGGUUCAAGUUUCAUUUGGGGAACUUGAUUACGGGAUAGAGAAAAAAUACAGAAUCCAUGAUCUGCUGCAUGAAAUCAUUCUAUCAAAGGCUAGAGAGUUGAAUUUAUGUCAGGUUCUGGAAGCUGGUGACACAACUUCCAUUGGAAAAAGUAGGUGCCUAUCAAUCCACAAUGUUAGAGAAAAUGUUUUCAAGACAAGUGAGUACUCUCGGGUUCGUUCCAUUUUUCUCUUCAACAUUAGUGAAAUACCCAGGUCUUCCAUUGUUAAAUUGUUCAACAAGUUCAAGCUUUUGAAAGUGUUGGAUUUUGAAGAUGCUUCUAUAGAUUAUCUUCCUCAAGAAGUGGGCAAUUUAUUCCACCUAAAGAGCUUAAGUUUGAGGGGAACAAAGGUGAAGAUACUUCCAAAGUCAAUGGGUAGACUACAAAACCUACAGACACUAAAUAUUUUGGAAACCGCUGUGCGUGAAUUACCAAUUGAGAUAUUAAGGCUUUAUAAGCUGAGACAUAUUUUGGCUCAUUCUCAUGACUACGAAAUUGAAAGUAGCUUUCAUUCACUGCAAGGAGUAAAAAUACAUGAAGGGGUUGGAUGUUUAAACAAUUUGCAAACACUAGUAAUUAUUGAGGCAAAUCAUCAUGGGGGUGGUCUAUUUGAAGAGCUUGAAAAGUUGAGUCAAUUGAGGAUUUUGGGCAUUUCAAGGAUGACUGCAGAACGUGGGAGGGCUCUAUGUACCUCCAUACAAAAUCUAGUCCACCUUAAAACUUUGAUUGUAUCCUCAAUUAGUGAAGAUGAGAUUAUAGACUUACAAUCAAUUUCAUCACCACCUCCAUUUCUAGAGUGUAUCUAUCUAAGGGGGCGAUUGAAGAAGUUGCCCAAUUGGAUUCUAGAGCUUCAAAAUUUGGUCACACUAAUCUUAUUUUUCUCAUCAUUGAAGGAAGAUCCAUUGUCGUGUGUCCAGACUUUGCCAAAUCUAGUUACCCUUUCUCUCAAUCAUGCUUAUGAUGGGGAGCAGCUUCAUUUUGAGGAAGGUGGUUUUCGAAAACUCAAGAGGCUCACCCUCAGAGAGUUGAAAGAAUUGAAGAUGGUGAAAAUAGAUAAAGGAUCACUACCCGGUCUUGAGCAACUAGAUAUUGGGCCAUGCCCGCAGAUGAAAGAGCUACCCUUUGGAAUCCAGCACCUGGAAAGGCUAAAGAUUAUCCACUUCUAUGAAAUGCAGGGAGAGUUUGUGCUACGUAUGCAGCCAAAUGGAGGCGAAGAUUAUUGGAAAGUGAAAAAGGUAAGUACUAUCUGUCUCAAGUAUAGGAUUAAAGGAGAACGAUAUCAAAUAUACAAGGUCAGUGACUCACACUUAUUGGAGCGUCUGCAAGGAAUUCCAAACUAGCAGUUAUAAUUUGGGUUGGGCACGCGUGGCCCCACGCGCCACCUCCUCUGCAUUUUUGUUUUCAUUUCCUAUUUGUCUGUUAUUUCCUCUGUAUUUUGGGUUUGCUUGUAUUUUGGGUUUAGGGUUUUGGGGCUAGUUGGGUUGGGGUGUUUUUGGGGUAGAUUUGGGUGUUUCAUGGCGUCUUUAUAUUUAUAUAUUUUGGGGUGGUUUUUUUCCUGUAUUUUGGGUGUUUGAUGGGGGCAUUUUCUUUUUUUGAGUUUUACGAGGGCUUCUUCUGUAUUUUAGGUUUUAUGUGGGUAUCUUUUGUAUUUUGAGUGUUGUGGGUGCGUAGGUUGUUUUAGGUUUUCUUGGCUUCUCUUCUGUGGGCUAGCUAGGUUGUUCCUAUGUAUACUUCAUGUGUACUUAGGAGCAUCUUACGCAUUUUUUAAUAAAGUUUUCUUACUUAUCAAAAAAUAAUAAAAAAAAAAAUUAGGCUUGGGCCACCACAUAUGAUAUUUAAUAAUUAAAAGCUUAAUUCUUCCAAGAAUUUUGCUCUCAUAUGUAACGAUUUUGAGUGUUUUGAAACUAAGGCGUUAUAAUACAUAAGUUAUGAAGUAUCAAAAAUUGUGACACGAAUGCCACAAUAUGACAUUGGAUUAUUUUUCAUAAAGAACAAUAUUUUUGAUAUAUUUCCCCAUAAAUUGGAAAUAUUCAAGACUUCUGAACUCACCCAUCCAUUUAGGGGUAGGCAAAAUAUCCGGCUACUGCCUACCGACCGCUAUCAAACCGCCAUAGAUUGCCUAAAGACUUAUUUCGGUUCGGUAAUUAGUAU
This is a messenger RNA of Alnus glutinosa, 4318 nucleotides long. Its product is annotated as disease resistance protein RPM1-like. Gene Ontology annotation, biological process: defense response to other organism. The coding region runs from base 688 to 3507 and encodes 939 amino acids. Lineage: Eukaryota; Viridiplantae; Streptophyta; Magnoliopsida; Fagales; Betulaceae. Gene Ontology annotation, molecular function: ADP binding. The record is from RefSeq and is a predicted model, not a curated record. The transcript has 3 exons.